Messenger RNA from Grus americana (Whooping crane), 2175 nucleotides. RefSeq names its product transcription factor B1, mitochondrial (gene TFB1M). Gene Ontology annotation, biological process: rRNA methylation; transcription initiation at mitochondrial promoter. The record is from RefSeq and is a predicted model, not a curated record. Lineage: Eukaryota; Metazoa; Chordata; Aves; Gruiformes; Gruidae. The coding region runs from base 467 to 1522 and encodes 351 amino acids. Gene Ontology annotation, cellular component: mitochondrial matrix. Gene Ontology annotation, molecular function: mitochondrial transcription factor activity; rRNA (adenine-N6,N6-)-dimethyltransferase activity. The transcript has 8 exons.
CGGCUCGGCUCGGCUCGGCCCGGCCCGGCCCGGCCCGGCCCGGCCCCGCCCCGCCCCCUGCAGGAGCGGGUCGCCCUCCUGCCGCCGGGGGCGGCUCAUCGUGCGGUGUGAGCAGCGCCUGUGAGGCUGGUCCCCGAGGCAAGGGUCCGUGCGCUGCCCCCGGCCCAUCAGCAGCUGUCAAAUGGCGUCUGCACUACACGCUCGCCUCCGCCUCCUGCCCGCUGGUCUCGCCGUUCCGCGGCUUUGGCCCAUUCGGUCCGUGCAUGAGGCCGCCGAGGCCGCCAAGGCCUAAAGCGCAGAAGGCGGCCUCUUCUGAGAGAGCCUCGGAAGGCAGUGGCGUUGUGUGCAGGCCCUGCUGCCCAGCAGUCAGCGCUUGGUGCUCAAACUUGGCCCCGGGGUCUGUAAUGGUGAGAUGGAGCUGGUGGGGGCGAGCUGAGAGAGGAGGAAGGAACAAGAGUUUUGUCUUAUGGCUGUUCCAGGAAAGGUGGCAGCUUUCCAUCUGCCUCCCCUGCCAACUGUUGGAGAGAUUAUUAAACUCUUUCGCCUUAAAGCCCAGAAACAACUUUCCCAGAACUUUCUACUGGAUUUGCGAUUGACAGACAAGAUAGUGAGACAGGCUGGCAAGCUGAAAAAUACCCAUGUUUGCGAAGUGGGGCCUGGGCCAGGAGGAAUUACCAGAUCCAUUCUCAGUGCUGGUGUUGAACAACUCCUUUUAAUUGAAAAAGAUGCUCGAUUUAUUCCAGGAUUGCAGAUGCUAUCUGAAGCAGCUCCAGGAAGAGUGCGCAUUGUUCAUGGAGAUAUUCUGACAUAUAAGAUGGACAAGGCUUUUCCAAAGCAUUUAAAAAAGAACUGGGAGGAUGAGCCACCAGAUAUACAUAUCAUUGGGAAUCUGCCUUUCAGUGUUUCAACUCCUCUAAUCAUCAAAUGGCUUGAAAAUGUUUCCAAAAAGGAUGGACCUUUUAUUUAUGGCAGGACACAAAUGACAUUGACUUUUCAGAAGGAAGUUGCAGAGAGGCUUACAGCUAAUCCAGGAGGUAAGCAGCGUAGCAGACUGUCCAUCAUGUCUCAGCAUCUCUGCAAUGUUGAAAACUGUUUCGUAAUUCCAGGUCAAGCCUUUGUUCCAAAACCAGAGGUGGAUGUGGCUGUGGUGCAUUUCACUCCACUGGUGCAACCAAAGAUACAGCAGCCAUUCGAGUUAGUGGAAAAAGUGGUUCGAAGUGUUUUCCAGUUUAGAAGAAAAUACUGUUUCCGCGGAGUUGAGACCUUGUUUCCUGAAGGCGGACGGUUGAAAAGAACUGAACAGCUGAUGAUGACAGCAGAUGUUGAUCCAACUCUGCGUCCUUUUCAGCUAUCCAUGUCACACUUUAGAAAUCUAUGCAAUACAUACAGGAAAAUGUGUGAUGAAGACCCGAGCCUUUUUGUGUACAAUUACAGAGAAGAACUAAAGCAAAAGAAGAAGGUGAAGAAUUUACUUAAAAGUACCAGUCAGCCUGAACAGAUGGAAGAGGAAAAUCAGCUGUAAUGGCAGCAGACUGUUUUUUUAUUUAACUCCUGAUGUUGAUUCAUUAAAAGGAAGCUUAUGUAUUCCUACAUCUGUGCAAGUAUGGAAGAAAUACUUUUGAGAAAGUGGUGGCAAGAGAGGGCUUCCCCUUUUAUUUAUUCAUUCUGUUCAGCUAUAGACAGAAGUGAUACGACAGUCCAGUUACAAGCGCCUACAGCUUCUUGGGAAAUGGCUGGAACACAUACCAUGAACAAGGUAUGUUGUGAGACAUGUCAUUAAGUUGGGAUACUUCUGAAAUAAUUGAAUUUUUGUCUGAAUGAAAGUGCAUUAUUGAAAUGUAAGAAAAAAUACUUUUCAUACUUCAGCAUGAUGGUGUUUGGGGAUUUGUGCUCUUUUUAUCCUGGAACAUCCUACUCUGCAGAGUAAAAAACAGAAGCCAAAACUCUUGUAUAAAUAUACUCAAGUGACUAGCUUAAAGGAGGAUAAAAUGCGCAGAUUGCUUCAAGGUCUGCUAAUACUCUUCUCAUUUAUACAAAAGCAAAGAAUUUGGGAUUUAAAUCUCCAACUAGAGAAAAGCAGCAUGAUAAAAAGUAGAAAACAUGGCUAAGUACAAUACUUAUUUGUCUUUUACUGUACAGGCUGGUAGAGAAAAUAAAAAAUACAGUCAAAUAAAA